AUCGGGUAAGCCUUCAUCGCUGGCGAGUCCCAUACUUAUCCUUUUCUGACUUCGACUCAUUCUUGGUAUCACAGGAGGGAACAGAGGAUCAAAAAACUGGUUCUCAGGCUCUUGAUAGUUCCAUCACUGUUGUCACCCCUACUCCUGACCUUGUUGUACCACCACCCGUUGAUGUUAAGAGUAACGAUGAGAAUGAGACGAUCGAAAAUGAUGCUGAGAAGGAUGAAACUCAAACCAAGGACUUUGACCUGUCUAGUGUGCUGUCUGAUAGCGAAGGUGGACGCGGCGGGCGUCAAGGCAAUGCGAGUCGCGGGGGGAAGAAUAACAAUCGUGGGGGACGCGGAGGAGGAGGCGGAGGCGGGGGCAAGGGCAAGAAGGCUCAGAAUUAAGUUCGCCCAAGUUGGAGAGUAGAAUUUUGGCGCUUGGCAAUUUCCUUCGUUUCCGUUUCAAAAAGUGACUCUCGAGUUCUGUCGUUUCGAUUGUCUGCCAUUCCUUGAGUCAUGAUCAAUCUAUUUUGUGUUUGCAUCAGAA
This is a messenger RNA of Suillus clintonianus, 531 nucleotides long. RefSeq lists its product as uncharacterized. The record is from RefSeq and is a predicted model, not a curated record. The transcript is spliced from 2 exons. Lineage: Eukaryota; Fungi; Basidiomycota; Agaricomycetes; Boletales; Suillaceae. The coding region runs from base 172 to 411 and encodes 79 amino acids.